Trichophyton rubrum CBS 118892 is the source of this 882-nucleotide messenger RNA. RefSeq names its product lipoyl(octanoyl) transferase. NCBI's taxonomy places the organism in Eukaryota, Fungi, Ascomycota, Eurotiomycetes, Onygenales, Arthrodermataceae. Gene Ontology annotation, cellular component: mitochondrion. Gene Ontology annotation, molecular function: lipoyl(octanoyl) transferase activity. Gene Ontology annotation, biological process: protein lipoylation. Bases 1 to 882 code for a protein of 293 amino acids. The transcript has a single exon. The record is from RefSeq and is a predicted model, not a curated record.
AUGCGCCUUGCUCAUUUGCAUAUACCGAAUAUUAUACCAUUUAGACAGGCUUCCCUUCUGCAGCAGAUACUCGUCUCACGCCUACUCACCCAUAAAAGGAAACAGUCUGACUCUCCGGCUCUGUUUCCACCUACAUCCGCCCCAGAUCCUACGAUCUUAACAUUCACUCCUCGCCCCGUAUAUACGACUGGAAGACGCGACCUACCUGCGUCAUGCUCGCCGAACGAUGAGUCAUCAAACACCUUCGCUACCAAGGCAUCGGACCUUUCCCUUCCCACUCCCCUCGAACCGAUUCGUAAUAUCCUAACGCCGACUUCCUCUCCUACCAAUGCCGCCCAACAUCUAGCUGAAUAUUAUCCUACUCUACGUGGUGGGCAAACUACAUACCAUGGCCCCGGCCAGCUAGUUAUAUAUACCAUACUGGAUCUCCGGGCCUUACGUAUCGGGCCGAGAUGUCACAUCAGGCUACUUGAAAACAGUGUACUCGAUGUGUUAAAAGGGUUUGGUGUGAAAGGCGGAACAACUACUGAAGAUCCGGGUGUGUGGGUGAAACCUGAUGCCGGGAACAGCGGCAUACCUCGCAAAGUUGCCGCGGUUGGUGUGCAUUUGCGACGGUUCGUGAGCAGUUAUGGCGUCGGAUUCUGCAUUACCGAGGAGCCACUAUGGUAUCUGCGGCAGAUAGUUGCGUGUGGACUUGAGGGCAAAGAAUCUACGAGUCUAGAGGGUGUGGGUGUGAAUGUAGGAGAUGUAACAAUGGAGGAGGUUAGUACGCGGUUUGUCCAGGCGUUUGUCGACCGGGUGAAUUCCGGAGGACCCAGUGGUGGUCAGGGCCCGAGGCUGGACGAGGUAUAUAGGAUCCAAGAGGAUGAUGUACUUGGUUAG